GUGGGGAGCCGAAGCCCGAAGCGCUGCACAAGCUCCGGGAAGGCGGGACGGAGGAGGAGCUGUGUUGGAAAAGCGGAAUGUGUCUGAAUGCCGGGGUUGGAUUACCGAAAGUCUGCAAAGCCUAUUUCUGUUGCAAGCAGUGUGCCUCUGGCCGUGCCUCUGUCUGCGAGAGCCGCUUUAGGACAUGGAUCCCAAAGGAGCAAGAGGGACCAGGAAGCGCCGCUGAUCUGCACAGACCCCUUUGCCUGCUGCUGCCCCACAGGGAACAGGAGCCGCUUUAGGACAUGGAUCCCAAAGGAGCAAGAGGGACCAGGAAGCACCACUGAUCUGCACAGACCCCUUUGCCUGCUGCUGCCCCACAGGGAACAGGGAGCUGCUGAGGAGCCACAUGGUCCAUCCCUGGAUUCUCCAAGCACUGACUGCCCAUCCACUCUGACCACAGCCAGGGGCCACAUCCCACUGCCUGCCCAGCGUCCAUCCAUGGAGGUGACCACCGUGUCCCCAUCUCCUGCCUCACCCACUGAAGGAGAUGAUCUGUGUGAGACAGAUGUCACCAGAGUGGCCAUACACAGUGUGACACUGCUCAUCUGCCUCUGUGGGCUGGCUGGGAACGGGGCUGUCAUCAGCCUCCUCAGCCUGCAAAGUGGGAGCUGCUGAGGAGCCACAUGGUCCAUCCCUGGAUUCUCCAAGCACUGACUGCCCACCCACUCUGACCACAGCCAGGGGCCACAUCCCACUGCCUGCCCAGCGUCCAUCCAUGGAGGUGAGUACCGUGUCCCCAUCUCCUGCCUCACCCACUGAAGGAGAUGAUCUGUGUGAGACAGAUGUCACCAGCGUGGCCAUACACAGUGUGAUCCUGCUCAUCUGCCUCUGUGGGCUGGCUGGGAACGGGGCUGUGCUCUGGCUCCUCAGCCUGAAAACUGGUAAUCGUCACUUCUUUUACAUGGCUUUCAUGGACUUCCUCUUCCUCCUCUUUGCGAUCCCCUCUGCCCUCCUCAUCCUGGUGGAGGACAUGUCCUGCUCUACUAUCCUGCCCUUGAUGUACAUGAACUUUGUUUUCCAGCUGUCAGUGGUCUCCUACUACAGGGCACUGAUGUCUAAAUCGACUGUGCUCUAUAUGGACAAGCUCUGCUGGCUCUGCUGCCGCUGCCACCUUCCCGAGCGCCUGAUGUGGGUGGUGGACAGUUUCCGAUACUGGGCCUUCUUUGGUCUCUUCACUGUCAUUCCCUCCAUGACAUUUCUGUGCCCAUCACACCAGGAGGAGCACUGCCAGGCAGCUCUCAUCUCCAUGUACACCAUCACCCUGCUCCUCUUUGCUGCACCCGUGGUCAUUUCUGGCAUAAUUGACUUCAUUAAGGCACAAUGGGGCUACCAGCAACAGCAACCCAAGAGACGCGACAUUGUUACCUACCUCGUUGUGCUCUUCUCUCUCCUUCUUACCAUAUGCAAUAUCCUGCAGCAGUUCGGUUACGUCACUGUCCCCUCACAGGUUCUUUUCCUGCUUGCCUCCAUCAACAACAGCAUCAAACCCUUCAUCUACUUUUUGGUGGGGAGGUGCUGGAGGCCCUGCUCCAUAAAGUCCCUCCGGCUCUCCCUCCAGAGGGUCUUUGAGGAGCCAAAAGAAAAAACAACCCACAGUGAUGGUCCUGCCAUGAACACAGUGCUCUGAGAUUUUGAUCCCUACCACUGCUCUGCUGAAGGACCUCGGCACAGAGGCUGAGGGUUUCCCUGAGUCUCCUGAUUAAUAAAUAUCCAUAGGAUCACCUAAACCAUGGGGCUGUAUUCCUGCAGGAGAAGGGAGCAGGAGCAUUGCCUUGGGUGAUUUUUGUGGGAUGCUCUGCAGGGAGCACACUGGAGCAUGGCUUUCCUCCUCCCUCCUGGAUCCACAUGGCUCCAAGCAGUGCAGCUGGGCUCAGUGCUGUUCCCCAGCUCUAUUCCCCAUCGAAUGACCCUCAUGGUCUCAGCCCCAGGGAAUGAACUCCAUCUCCUUUGGCUCAGCAGAUGAUUUUCAUGGUGUUUUCAGGGAGCUCUUGCCUGCAAAGCAUGGGACACCCUAAUCCCUGGGGACACACCCAGCAUGGAGUGGCAGUGAUUUCCCAAAUCCCUGCAGGGCUGGUGCCUCUGGAUGGCAGGAGAGGGGUUGGGAUCACAGGGAGCAUCCUUCCCCUUCUGUCCAGCUGAGCCAGCCCUGCAUUCCCAGCUGAUGGGAAGGGACACCAGGUAGGGCUGCAGAGCUGGGGAGGGACAGCAACAUUCCCUUUUCCUUUCAGUGGGAAUGUCUCACAAGCUUCAAUUCCAGAAUUGAAUCCCUCUGAGUAAAGUGCAGGGUCGAUAGUGAACUCCACGAAACUCCUGUGCCUGUAUCCAGAACGUACAUGGAAUAUGGAAAUUCCCAUCACCAGAUGCCUGGACCAUUUAAUUGCACAGAGAUUAGGGGGUUAUGCUGCUCUUCUGCAGAAUGGGGCCAUCCAUCCUCUGGUUGCCCAGCAUCAGUGCCCAGGGAAGCCCUUGAGCACCUCCAUCCUGAACCUGGCCACCCUCAGGAGGAGCUGCACAGCCACUCUGCACAGCAGCUCCAGCCACAGUCCAGCCUCUCCUGAUCUUUGUCAUUCUGAAACUACCCCUAAAGGAAGUUUGCAUUCAUACUUUUGUUUGCUUCAGUAGUAAUUUCAGCCCCUGACUUUGUUGAAUACACAACAUCCAGGCUUCACCGCAGAGCUUGUGUCUGUUAAACAGUGUCCAAAAUGGCUCAUUUCCUUCUUUUAUCCCAUUCUAAAGCCUCUGGCUGGUCUGGGAGCAGGGCAGGUCCCUGUCUCAUGCCAGAGCCCUUCCUAAGGCAUGUGCCUGCAAUGGUUGGGAUGAUGUUGGCAGUGCCAAGAGCUCCUGAUUCCUCCUGGGAGAGACCUGGGCAGCAGCCACAUCUCUUGCUCAGGGGGAAGUUGUCCCUCCUUUUUCUCUGCCUUAAAUCCAGGGGAAACCCACGUGCCACUGCUUCUGGAAAGGGAAGUGAGGGUGAAAGUCAUGUGUGGAGUCAGGAUUUGGAGAAACAUAUAAGGGUAAACACCUAAGAAGAAUUUCUUAAAAGAGUUGUUAAUAAUUAACAGAAGACACAGACUUUGACAUCUGAGGGGGUUUUCCUCUCCCUGACUCCUGUUUCCUGUCCACUGGAAACCCAAAACUUUCCAAGGUACAACCUCUUGUCAAUGGAAGAAAAACUCAGCCAUGAAGUCUCUCCCAAGGGAAGAGCAGAAGGACCAUUAUCCUUCCAUGUACUUUUUCUGCUUCCAAGCACCUUCCUUGUCUUGUGUGUCAUCCAGGCCGCUCCCUACCUGAGCUUCCUUUCAAAAGAGCAAGACUUCAAACCAAAAGCUUUCCUGGCUGUCCCUGCCCAUGGAAGAAGGAGAGAUGGAAUGAAAUGAUCUCUACUGUUCCUUCCAACCUGUCCUAGGUGACUUUAUGAGCUGAAUUAAACCCCCAUUCAUCUGUUUCGCCCAGAAACAGGUUUUGCACAUUUCAGACCGGUUCUUGAGCAAAGAGGGGCAGAGCAGAUGCAGCAGUUGGUUUUCAGAAGCUGCGCUCAAUCCUCCCCAUUCCUGCUCCCAGACCGUGCUGUCUGCAGCACAGACAUGCAGCACAGAGCUCUCCUUUGCUUUUAGGCAUUUUCAGCUGCCUGAGGCAGAGAAGUUCCCUGGGCUGUGGUUUUCCUUUUGCCUGGAACUGUUCAAACCUUCUCUGGACUGAAAACCUAGGAGAGCACCAGGAGCUCACACCUGUGGCCCACCGGGGCCUGGGACGCAGCAUUUUCCAGCACCAGAGAGACUGAUAAGAGACUCAGUGAGCCAAACUACACUCCACAAUA
Messenger RNA from Zonotrichia leucophrys gambelii, 3859 nucleotides. RefSeq names its product mas-related G-protein coupled receptor member H-like. Gene Ontology annotation, biological process: G protein-coupled receptor signaling pathway. Lineage: Eukaryota; Metazoa; Chordata; Aves; Passeriformes; Passerellidae. Bases 758 to 1669 code for a protein of 303 amino acids. The transcript has 5 exons. Gene Ontology annotation, cellular component: membrane. The record is from RefSeq and is a predicted model, not a curated record. Gene Ontology annotation, molecular function: G protein-coupled receptor activity.